Colletotrichum spaethianum is the source of this 2046-nucleotide messenger RNA. RefSeq names its product secretory component protein SHR3. Gene Ontology annotation, cellular component: cytosol. The transcript has 5 exons. The record is from RefSeq and is a predicted model, not a curated record. The coding region runs from base 1 to 2046 and encodes 681 amino acids. Gene Ontology annotation, molecular function: hydrolase activity. Gene Ontology annotation, biological process: nucleotide catabolic process. NCBI's taxonomy places the organism in Eukaryota, Fungi, Ascomycota, Sordariomycetes, Glomerellales, Glomerellaceae.
AUGCGUCUCGGAAACUGCUCAUUGGCUUUGCUUGCCCUCGCUUUUGGCACCCCAGCCGCCCUGGCUUGCGAAAGCUGCGAGCACCCCGAGCGGGACGUCGUAUUGACCCGAAAUGUCCGCCGUGCGCAACCUGAUGCUCAAGCAGCCGUGGACGAACCUCGUGGGCCUCUAUCAUGGGGUCAACUGAACUUUCUUCACACCACUGGUAUUCCUAACCUGUACAACGGUCGAGUAACGUCACAAGUUUAUGCUGACAAGAAGCUUGAAGGCCAUAUCCGAGAGCAGAACUAUGGCGCCGAUUGGGGUGAUUUUGUGAGCUUCGUCAAGCACAUGCGUCAGAAAGCCCAUGACCUGGAUGUUGAUUUGUUGGUGGUUGACACUGGGGAUUUGCAUGAUGGCGCUGGACUCAGCGAUGCUACCGGUGUUUCGUCCUAUGCGAACGGUACCGGUGUCAAUGGCCAGCUAUCAAACCCCAUUUUCGAGAAUAUCGAUUACGAUGUAAUGGCCAUUGGAAACCACGAGUUGUAUUUGUCCACCAUCGCAUAUGAGACCUUCAACCAGUUUGCCAAGGUCUACGGCGAUAGAUACUUGACGAGCAAUGUACAGAUCCGCAAUCCCAGCACUGGAGUGCUCGAAUACAUUGGCAAGCAGUACAGAUACUUCACUACCCCGAAAGGCCUUAGAAUCAUGGCUUUCGGCGUCCUUUUCGAUUUCACCGGCAACUCCAAUGUUUCGGUUGUCACCAAGGCCGCCACCAUGGUCACACAGCCCUGGUUUCUCAAUGCCGUCAACUAUAUGGAGCCGAUUGACCUCUUCCUGGUCAUCGGUCACAAUCCCGUCCGGCAGACGCAAAGCAGCAGCACCCUUAAGACCGUUUUUGACGCAAUUAGGGCAAUCAAACCCGACACACCUGUCCAGUUUUUCGGAGGUCACACUCACAUCCGCGACUUUGCAGUAUAUGACGAUAAGUCCACUGGUCUUGAAUCUGGAAGGUAUUGCGAGACUGUAGGCUGGCUGUCUAUGACUGGUGUCCAGUCCAGCAACUACAAGGGCGUGCUGUAUCCCAAGGGCGUGGCUCAUCCUUCUCAAAAGGCGAUCAGUGUGGCAACGAAGACUGCUUCUUCUAGCCUUCCAUUGUCUACUGGCGAUUCUUCUAUCACCUAUUUUCGCCGCUACCUGGACUGGAACACUCUGACAUUCGAAUACCAUGCAGUUGGUAGCCAGGGCAAGGCAUUCAACACAUCCAAGGGACUUAGCGUGUCCCAGAAUAUCACUGCAACCCGCAAGAAGCUGAAUCUAACCUCUCUGUAUGGCUGUGCGCCUCAGACUUGGUGCAUCGACUGUGCACCUUUCAUGUCAAAUGCAUCCAUCUUCUCUUUAACAACCGCAGCUCUCGCAGACACAAUUGUUACUGAGGAAAGAGCAUCGACACCGAGAGUUAUCAUCGCCAAUACUGGGCACAUCCGUUUCGACCUUGCUCAGGGACCGUUCGACUACGACUCAUCAUUCAUCGUCUCCCCGUUCACCGACGGGUUCCAGUACAUCCCUGAUGUCGCCUGGUCCUUCGCCCGCCAGGUGACCGAUGGUUUGGAGUCAGGGAAUUAUCCCUCGAAGAGAAAGCGCUCUCUGACUGCCAGCUCGUUGGGAUUCAGUCAGGUGAACCCAGCCUUGUCGACCGUGGAGAGCUGUAUCGACCCGCCUGUGACGAAUGAUCAUUUCUCGAAGCGUUCUUACGCCGGGGGUCGCAUUGUCCGUCGACAGACCAUCACCCCAGGUUACACCACGAGUGACGAUUUCGGCACCGACGGAGACGACACCGUUCACAGCGAGAUACCGACAUAUAAUUACCCCGACUUUUUCCAGGCUAAUGGCAGUUUCCCUGACGACGGGUCGCUUUCGGACGAAACCAAGGUCGACCUAAUCUUCCUUGACUACGUCGCAGGUUCAGUGGUUUCGGUUUUGCGCUCUCUAGGAGUGAAUUAUACCUCCGACGAUGUUUCCUACUACCUACCAAGUGUGAGUGGACCAAACGUGACUUUCUUUUAG